GCUAGGGGUAACAGGGUGUGGAUUUAGGGCGUGCCCACCCUGCGGAUCGGCGCCCGUGAGCGCCCCCAGCCAGUCCCUGAGUUAGGACACGAGAAAAGAGGAGGAGGAACCUAAGGAGGGCUCGCCGAACCCGCCACCCGCUCUGAACUUGCCAGGGAAACUAGUGCGGAGGGAGGGGCCGGGGCCGGGGCCGCGGCGGGAGGAGGGGCGGCCGCAGCUGCAUCCAGCUCCGUUGGCUUCCUUCCCAGCUCUCCUUCGCCUCCUCCUCCUCUUCCUCCUGUAUGAGUCAGGCAUUUCCCGUGGAUUUGGAGCAGCCACGCGCGGCCCGGGCGCCCGGAGCUGUAGCAGCCGCCGCCGCCGCCGCGCGAGGAGCCCCAGCGCCGGGGCCGCCACCGCGGCGGGCACCCGCGUCCCGGGCGCGCACGGACCAUGGAGAGGGCGGCCCAGGGCGCAGACGGCGGCGGGGGCAGCAAUAGCAGCAGCCGCAGCAGCAGCCGCGCCACCUCGGCGGGUUCCUCGCCCUCCUGCUCCCUGGCGGGCCGGGGGGUCUCCGGCCGGUCGGCAGCAGCCGGGCUCGGCGGCGGGGGCAGCCGCAGCAGCCCCGGCUCGGUGGCCGCUAGCCCGUCCGGGGGAGGCGGCCGCAGGAGGGAGCCGGCGCUCGAGGGCGUGCUCAGCAAAUACACCAACCUCCUCCAGGGCUGGCAGAACAGGUACUUUGUGCUGGAUUUUGAGGCUGGCAUCCUGCAGUAUUUUGUGAAUGAGCAAAGCAAGCACCAGAAGCCUCGAGGAGCCCUGUCUUUAUCUGGAGCCAUAGUGUCCCUGAGCGAUGAAGCUCCCCACAUGCUGGUCGUGUACGCCGCUAAUGGGGAGAUGUAUAAACUGAGAGCUGCUGAUGCAAAAGAGAAACAGUUUUGGGUGACUCAGCUUCGAGCUUGUGCCAAAUACCACAUGGAAACGAGUUCUAAGACUACUCCAAGUUCCCGAAGCCGAAGUCUCACUUUGCUCCCCCAUGGAACGCCCAAUUCUGCGUCUCCCUGUAGCCAGAGACACCUCGGUGCUGGGGCCCCCGGUGUUGUCACAAUCACGCAUCACAAGUCGCCUGCAGCCGCCCGAAGAGUCAAGAGUCAGUAUUCCGGCCAGCUUCGCGAAGUCAGAGAGAUGAUGAACCAGGUGGAAGGACAGCAGAAAGACCUUGUGCACGCCAUCGAGUCUCUGCCAGGUUCUGGCCCCCUCACCGCCUUGGACCAGGAUCUGCUGCUCCUGAAAGCUACCUCUGCUGCUACCCUCAGCUGCCUCGGCGAGUGCCUCCACUUGUUACAGCAGACCGUGCACCGCGUGAGCCAGCCCAGCCACAAGCCAGGGGCCUCAGAAAGCAUCCUGGGAUGGCAUGGGCCCAAGUCACAUUCCACAGAGCAGCUGAAAAAUGGGACACUUGGCUCUUUGCCGUCAGCCAGUGCCAACAUAACCUGGGCAAUUUUACCAAACUCCGCUGAAGAUGAACAGACCUUACAGCCAGAGCCAGAGCCAAACUUAGGCCCUGAAUUGGUUUUGUCCGAAGAUGAAAAAAGUGACACUGAAGAUAAGGAAGAGACAGAAUUGGGUGUCAUGGAGGAUCAGCGGAGUAUAAUUCUUCAUCUCAUUUCACAACUCAAACUUGGAAUGGAUUUGACCAAGGUGGUGCUUCCCACGUUUAUUCUGGAGAAGCGAUCCUUGCUGGAGAUGUAUGCAGACUUUAUGGCGCACCCAGACCUGCUGCUGGCCGUAACUGCUGGAGCCACGCCCGAGGAGAGAGUCAUUUGCUUCGUGGAGUAUUAUCUCACGGCCUUCCACGAGGGCCGCAAGGGGGCCUUGGCCAAGAAGCCCUACAACCCCAUCAUCGGCGAGACGUUUCACUGCUCCUGGGAAGUUCCCAAGGACAAGGUCAAGCCGAAAAGGACUGCUCCCCACUCUCCUGCCGGCCACGAACACCCAGUGGCUGACGACCCUUCCAAAAGCUACAAGCUAAGGUUUGUGGCUGAGCAAGUAUCCCAUCACCCACCUAUCUCCUGUUUCUACUGUGAGUGCAAGGAGAAGAGACUGUGCGUCAACACUCACGUAUGGACCAAAAGCAAGUUCAUGGGCAUGUCCGUGGGAGUCUCUAUGAUAGGGGAAGGUGUGCUGAGGCUCCUGGAACAUGGGGAGGAGUACGUGUUCACCCUGCCUAGUGCCUACGCCCGGUCCAUUCUCACCAUCCCGUGGGUGGAGCUUGGAGGAAAAGUCAGCAUCAGCUGUGCCAAGACUGGGUACUCAGCAACAGUGACCUUCCACACGAAGCCUUUUUACGGAGGGAAAGUCCACAGGGUCACAGCAGAGGUCAAGCACAACCCAACCAACACCAUUGUUUGUAAAGCCCACGGGGAAUGGAACGGUACCUUAGAGUUCACCUACAGCAACGGAGAAACCAAAGUCAUCGACACCACCACGUUGCCAGUGUACCCGAAGAAGAUCAGACCCCUGGAGAAGCAGGGGCCCAUGGAGUCCAGGAACCUCUGGCGGGAGGUGACCCGAUACCUGCGGCUAGGGGACAUCGACGCUGCCACUGAGCAGAAGCGGCGCCUGGAGGAGAAGCAGCGGGUGGAGGAACGGAAGCGGGAGAACCUCCGCACACCGUGGCAGCCCAAGUAUUUUAUCCAGGAGGGUGACGGCUGGGUAUACUUCAAUCCCCUUUGGAAGGCACACUGAUGGGUGGACGUGCAGAGCUUUCAGAAAUAGCCCUGUUUUUGUAGGAAUUAAAGUGGUACAGUAUCAAGGUUCUGCUGAUAUUCACUGAGACCUCUUGAUAUUAUUCAAGAAGUGGCACCUGAGAGAGAAAUUACAUACUGUGAAAAAUGCACCCCCAAACUCUACUGUAGGAUUGAAUUUAUUCAAGAGCCAUUUGGGGCAUGUGUGUAUACACAGGUUUGUGUGUGAGCUCUCAGCACACUGUGUUCACACUCAUGCACUGUAUACACGUCUGCUGAGUAUUAUUACACAUGUAAACACUGCACUUACCAAGAUUUCAGUGGGUAAUUAUGAGCUCCUUUUUAUCAAUGAGGUUUGAAGUUUUCUAUUUUUCACUUUGCCAGAAAUGUUUUGCACUCACAAAAGUAUUCUCACGUAGUCAAUUCCUGGCAAAACAAAGGUAUUAUUGGCAUGGCCCAAUUGAUGUCCAUAUGCUAGAAAGUGGCUCAUUCCUGGUAGAAGUGUGGGUGGCUGUCAUUUCAAAAUUAUUGUGAUUCCCACCUCCCUCCCUACUUCAACAUUUUGUUUGUCCAUACUCAAGAAAGAUAAACUGUUAUUUCCUACUGGAUGGGGAGCGGGCAGGAAGCUGUUAAAGGUUUAUGCUGGAGUUUUCUAGGAGGGAGCACCUCUGGGAGAACCUAGAGCCAGGCCCACUUUGGAAUUUUCCUCCCAUCUACUUGCCCCAGAACCUUUCUGACAAUUUCUCAUGCUCAAAGCACUAGUCAUACAUGUUUCAGAAGCUGCUUCUUUUACAGUAGAAAACAAGUCGUAUGGAGACUUCACUACUUUUAUGAUGAAAAAAGGGCUUUGGAAAUUAAAUACAUGCAUGCAUGUACAAACAGGCACAACUACAGCCUCAAUCUUGUGUUUAGUUUGGGGAAAGAGAAAAGAAUUUCUGGUGGAUUUUUUUAAAGUGCACCUCUCAUGUGACCCAAACUCUGCCAGAAAACCACUGUGAUUAGCCAUACAUAAAGCCUGCAUAAAUGUCCCAUGGUUUCAGUUGAAUUUCAGUCCCUAGCCUUUACAAAUGAGGUCAAGACAUGACUAGAAUUUAAAUCAAGGGAAAAAAUGAAGUAUUUGAUUUUUGCUCAACGCUUAAUGUAUUUUUUACUGUGCCACUCUAAUGAGAAUAUUUAUAAAAUCCAGUAGCAUGAAUACUUCUCUGUAGUAAUACUGAUUUUGUGCCUUUUGUCUGCUUUCUUAAGACCAAUUGUUCACACUUUGUAGAUAUUAGACAAAUAUAUUUCGAUUAAAUACUGUACCU
Diceros bicornis minor is the source of this 4024-nucleotide messenger RNA. RefSeq names its product oxysterol binding protein like 10 (gene OSBPL10). The transcript has 12 exons. NCBI's taxonomy places the organism in Eukaryota, Metazoa, Chordata, Mammalia, Perissodactyla, Rhinocerotidae. Gene Ontology annotation, cellular component: intracellular membrane-bounded organelle; membrane; cytosol. The coding region runs from base 430 to 2721 and encodes 763 amino acids. The record is from RefSeq and is a predicted model, not a curated record. Gene Ontology annotation, molecular function: cholesterol binding.